Lentinula edodes (shiitake mushroom) is the source of this 2241-nucleotide messenger RNA. Its product is annotated as OPT oligopeptide transporter protein-domain-containing protein. Lineage: Eukaryota; Fungi; Basidiomycota; Agaricomycetes; Agaricales; Omphalotaceae. Bases 1 to 2241 code for a protein of 746 amino acids. Gene Ontology annotation, molecular function: oligopeptide transmembrane transporter activity. The record is from RefSeq and is a predicted model, not a curated record. The transcript has 22 exons. Gene Ontology annotation, biological process: transmembrane transport.
AUGGAGUCUUUCUCCAAAGGCGAAGACAAUGGAUUGGGGGAACUAGUUCUCGAAGAUGCUAGAGAUAUCACGACACAUGUCAUCACCAUCGAAGACGAUCCAUCGCUCAAUCCUUGGACAUUUCGUGCAUUUUUCUUGGGAAUCGGACUCAGCGCCUUUGGAGGUGUUUUGGCCGAAAUAUACUAUUUUAAACCUCAAACAGUUUUAGUUUCCACCAUGUUUUUGGCCAUCAUUUCAUACCUCCUUGGUAUGGGAAUGGACGCCUUCACUCCCAGUGUCGGACCUUUCAAAUGGUUGAAUCCUCACCCAUUCAACAAAAAAGAGAAUGCAUUCAUUGUCAUCAUGUCUAGCGCUGCUGCAACGUCCGCGUUGGGAACCGAGGUCCUUGCGGUUCAGAGAUUGUUCUACAACACAACACCCAACGGCGUUGCCUCCGUCUUCUUACUUUUCUCAAGCCAGCUCUUAGGGUACGGUCUGGGGGGUCUUUUUAGAGGAUCAUUGCUCUACCCUUCGAAGAUGCUUUAUCCAGCCGCUGUACCUUUGGUUUCCAUGUUUGAUACACUGUACAAAGAUCACCAUACCGGUGCCAAUUACAAAAAGUUCAGAAUGUUCUGGAUUGCCUUCUUUGCGAUUUUUAUCUGGGAAAUGUUUCCUGAAUAUAUUUUCCCUUUGUUGACAGGAUUUUCUGUUUUCUGUCUGGCCGAUCAAAACAACUCCGUUUUUACGAACAUCUUUGGGGGUUCGAACGGAAAUGAGGGCCUCGGUUUAUUGAGUAUUUGUUUUGACUGGCAAUAUAUCUCCGGUGGCAUCAAUCCAAUGACUAUCCCGCUGAAGGCGCAAGUCUCCAAUUUUCUUGGAUACAUUCUUUGCAUACUGGUUUUCUCUGCCGUUUACUACCGCAAUAUCUGGGAUGCUCUAGCACUUCCAUUUCUGUCUCAAGAGUUAUUCUAUGCCAACGGCACGCUUUACAACCAGACCCUUAUCUUGAAUGAAAAUUUCGAGGUUGACCAGACCCUGCUCCAAGAACAAGGCUUACCUUUCUAUGCUGCUACUUGGGUUGUCCAACUUCUUACCACCAAUCUCGGAAUGGCGGCAACGUUCACUCAUUUACUACUGUGGAAUCGUGAGGACUUGCGAUUAGCCUGGUCUUGGGCGUCACCGUCAAAAAUCAAAAGAAGUUUCACCAGUCCCAACUGGAAGUUUUGGGAAGACCCUGGACUCAGAAACGCAGCUGAGGAGGAAGAAACCGAUCCUCAUUACCUUGAAAUGCUGAAGUAUCCCGACGCACCGAAUAGUUGGUACUUCGUUGUUUUAGUAAUAUCUAUUGUCAUGGCGCUCGUUUUAAUCUACGAGACCAACUCUACUCUACCAUGGUGGGGUUUUUUUAUUGCACUUCUACUAUCUGCCAUCUCCAUCGUGUUCUUCGGCGCUUUAUACGCCAUGACCGGCUUACAGUUCAUCAUUCAACCCUUUGUACAGAUGAUUGGUGGUUUUCUACAUCCUGGAAAGCCAAUGGCGAAUAUGUAUUUCGUCCUUUUUAGUUACAAUUCAGUCAACCAGGCACAACUUCUCCUCCGCGAUCUCAAAAUUGCUCAGUACACAAAAUUACCUCCUCGAGCAGCAUUCACUGCGCAGAUCAUCGGGACUCUGUUCGGAGCGAUCUUAAACUAUGUUUUAAUGAACUCCAUCAUCGACAAUCAGAGAGAAAUUUUGCUUUCUAUCGAGGGUACUAACAUCUGGAGUGGUCAACAGCCUCAGCAAUACAAUUCCCAAGCUAUUGCUUGGGGAGGUCUAGCUCACGAACUAUUCGCAAACGGGAAACGAUAUCAAUGGGUAGCAUGGGCCUACGUUGUCGGUCUUGUCGUUCCGGUCCCCUUUUGGCUCGUUCACCGCUAUUAUCCAAAAUUGCGCGCUGACUAUUUGUAUACGCCUGUCAUAUGUUAUUACAUCGGAUGGCUUUGUGUGGGGAUCAAUUCCUCAAUAUUGGCAUACUUCUCUGUAGCAUUUCUGUCACAAUGGUGGUUGAGAACUCGAUAUCCUAAUUGGUUCGCCAAAUACAACUAUAUUCUUGCUGCUGCAUUGGACGGAGGAACCCAAGUUAUGGUCUUUGUGUUAUCUUUCGCUGUUCAAGGAGCGGCAGGGACCUCUCAUCUAUUCCCGCAGUGGUGGGGGGCAAACCAGAAUGGUAAGUGCGCGGAAGCGAGUCUAAAAAUGUUUUUUCCUGAUUCGCAUAUUUGCUAG